ACUUUUCUUUGUCUAGUCGUCUCUCUGACGGCUUCGCAACUCGAACGCUUGUAUAGUCUUCUUUGGCUUAAACUUCCUCAACUUUCGCUCUUAUUUUCUCUGGAAAAUUCUUGGUGACAAGGCAAGUUAUUAUGAAUUUAGUCUUAUUUGGUGAAGAAGAAGAUUGGUGGGUAUUUGUUGAAGAGUAUUAAAUAAAUAUACUUUGUAGCGGUGCUAGUUGUUUGAGUUUUGUUUGGUAACCGAGAAAACUACAAAAGAGGAAAUCUUUUAACGAUUGACUUAUGGAAAGUGCUGGAAGUGAUUCUUUUCUGAGGAACAGAAGGUUUGAUAGUUUCUUCAACACAAGUUCUGAGUCUCAAGUGAAAGAACCUCUGAAAAUUCCAGUGAAACAAGUUGAAUAUAGGUCAGGAGGCCCGCAAGCCAGUAAUGAAUGUGUUGAUGGUGAUGGUGAUGAUGAUGGAUGGUUUUGUGUGUUGAUAUCUUGGGUAAGAAUUGUCACUUGUUUUGUGACAAUGAUGGUCACGACUUUCAUCUGGGCACUAAUUAUGAUUCUACUGUUGCCCUGGCCCUAUGAGAGGAUUAGGCAAGGCAAUGUUUAUGGACAUGUUACUGGUAGAUUAUUGAUCAUGCUAACUUACCAAAGCUUGGAACAGUUGCAGAUGUGGAUCUUAGGGAAUCCAAUCAAGAUUGAAGGUGCUGACUACUCAAAAGAGAGGGCGAUAUACAUCAGUAAUCAUGCAUCUCCAAUAGACAUUUUCCUUGUAAUGUGGUUGACUCCCACAGGCACUGUUGGCAUUGCAAAGAAAGAGAUCAUAUGGUACCCACUUUUUGGACAACUUUAUGUUUUGGCCAGACAUAUCCGUUUAGAUCGCGCCAAACCAACUGCAGCCAUUCAGUCUAUGAAAGAGGCGGCUUGUGCAAUUGUUGAAAACAAACUCUCUUUGAUCAUUUUUCCUGAGGGUACAAGGUCCAAAAAUGGACGACUUCUUCCGUUCAAAAAGGGUUUUAUUCAUUUGGCACUGCAGUCCCGCCUCCCUAUAGUUCCAAUGGUCCUAACUGGUACCCAUCGAGCGUGGAGGAAGGGCAGUUUACAUGUUCGACCAGCGCCCAUUACCGUAAGGUAUCUUCCUCCAAUAAGUACCGCUGAUUGGACGGCUGACAAGAUCGAUGACUAUAUGACAAUGCUCCAUGACAUGUACAUCAAAAACCUUCCUGAGCCUCAAAAGCCUCUUGUAUAGGAUGGCUCCAAAACUUGCUACAAUCCAUAGGUCUGUUAUCUCUAUUGUUACUUUUUUCUCUCCUGAGAUGAUGCUCCAUGUUAAAAGCAAUAAUAGUCAUAGUCGAAUAGAUUAUCAGCACUACCGAUGUAUCAUACUGCCCAUUCUCCUGCUGAAGUAUCUCUUUGUUUGAUGGCAAAGCUUUCAUUCAUUGUAAUCAAUCGAGGGUGGUUCUUAUUUUCUGAGAUUA
This is a messenger RNA of Mangifera indica (mango), 1467 nucleotides long. RefSeq names its product 1-acyl-sn-glycerol-3-phosphate acyltransferase-like. Gene Ontology annotation, biological process: phosphatidic acid biosynthetic process. Gene Ontology annotation, molecular function: 1-acylglycerol-3-phosphate O-acyltransferase activity. The transcript has 7 exons. Lineage: Eukaryota; Viridiplantae; Streptophyta; Magnoliopsida; Sapindales; Anacardiaceae. Bases 282 to 1238 code for a protein of 318 amino acids. The record is from RefSeq and is a predicted model, not a curated record. Gene Ontology annotation, cellular component: membrane; endoplasmic reticulum.